Molecule: messenger RNA, 228 nt
Organism: Oppiella nova
Lineage: Eukaryota; Metazoa; Arthropoda; Arachnida; Sarcoptiformes; Oppiidae
Source: the annotation of a GenBank genome assembly
AUUUAUAAAUCAAAAGACAACGAAUAUAUAGUUAAAGACAAAGAUUAUGGCAUUAGUCUAACGCCGGACACUGUGAAUGAAGUCUGUGUCUCCCUUACGACAGCAAUCAAACUAUUCGUUCAAAACAAUAAGGCCUUAAUCAGUGAGUUUGGUCACCAAAUGCGAGCAAUUGGCGAGUGGUUUGAGACCCACAAUACGGACAAAUGGCAGUUCAUAUCGAGCUCUUUG